UCCAUUUUGCUUGGGACCUUCAUCCAACACUAGACUGAUAGCCUAGGUAAGGUCUGAAAGGUUUCUAUUCGACACUUUCACAUACAAAGCACAGUGCAGCUGCCUUCGCUUCGCAAGUAAGAUGCUCUUCUUGUGGUAUGUCUGUAGCUUGUGUUGCUUGCAUGCUGCUGCAUCUGUUCCCGCUGGAUUCAUCCAAUCUGAGCAGAAGCCAACUGCAACACCCCCAUUGCAGGCACACAAAAGAAAAGUGUAAUUGACUGAUGUUUUUUGCUCUGCUUUUUGGAGGGUGGAAAUCGGACUGUUGAGGUUUGGCUUUAACACUUUUGGGCAGAUUAGGCGGAGACUCUGAGUUCUGGCUAGAUGUAUAUGGGAUAGCUUGUAGAGAAUUACCAGAGAAAGGGAACGAGCCCUGACGGAUUGAUAAACCCUCUGUCCACUUAUGUUUCCCACGGGAUCCAGCCUAAUCGCCGCAGAACGCCCUUUCACCUUGGAAGGAGAGUGCAGCCUGCCAUCCCAUGCCUUCCCCAACCCAAGGCCCCUAUGAGAGAGGCCUUUAAAGAGGAGGGGAUUUGAUCAAACAAUCCAGCUCUCUAAGCCAGGAUGGAGAGUGGACCAGGACAGGGAGCGGGGUCAGGCUCGAGCCAGGCUGUGGAGGCUGAGCCCCCCAUCCAGCGGAUGACUUCUCCAAUCGGGAGAGGAAGGAAUGCAGGGCUGGCCUCCUGCAAGCACAACGGUCUGAUCAACACCCGCAGCUUGAUGGUAGAGACUAAAGAAGGGCUGGUGUCGGUGUACUCGGCCCCCCAGUAUCAGGGUCACAUGGUGGUCAACCUGUCCCCUCAGCAGGAGCAGAAUGGUCAGGGGGUGGGCGGAGGAGGGGGACCCCCACAGCUGCUCAACCCCAGCGCUCUGCCCCAGGGCAUGGACCCCUGCUUCAGGCCCAAUCUGAUCCUGUACUCUGAAAACAUGCUGCGGGCCUGGGGGGAUGGAGGAGUCGGGGAUUGCUGUGAGACCACCUUCAUAGAGGACUUGGCAUCCGGCUCCUCUGCUGCCUCCAAGGAUGGGCUGAUGUUUGCCGAUGGAAAGUUCCUGGAACUGUCUGUGGAGGAUGCAAAGAUCCAGACCCUGUCUUAUGACAUUGACGAUGAUGAUGAGUUCCAAGAGCUGGAGAGCGAGUACUCGAGCGACUCCGAGAGUGAGGACAACUUCCUCAUGAUGCCACCAAGAGACCACUUGGGCCUGAGCGUCUUCUCCAUGGUGUGCUGCUUCUGGCCCCUGGGGAUCGCUGCCUUCUACCUGUCCCACGAGACGAACAAGGCAGUGUCUAAGGGGGACUUCCACUUGGCCAGCUCCAGCUCCAGACGUGCCCUCUUCCUGGCUGUGCUGUCAAUCACCAUCGGGACAGGCAUAUAUGUGGGCCUGGCUGUAGCGCUCAUCGCAUACCUCUCCAAGAACCACCACUUGUAGCCUUGCCCUGGCCCCACCCCCUGCACUACAGGACUGAUUGCGCUGGGGGGGGGAAGGGGAGUGGUUCACUUGGGGGCAGUUUAACAAUGGAAUUUAGGCCUGCAAACUAUGGGACUAUCAGGAUGAACAGAACCUGGCCAUAUGGUUGACUCAAUUCAUGGGAUGUAACAUAAGAGGGUUAUGAUAUGGAAAAUAGUCUUGUAAUGGUCAAGUCAUUCUCUCAUUUUGACAAAGAAAAACUGGAAACUCGUUAGUCGUUCCAUACACAACUGAAUAUUUUGUUCUUCAGAUGUCUAAAAUUGGUGUGUGAGUUUUACCAAGGCAAGACACAUCCUUUGAGAGGUCAGACCAACCUGCACUAAAUAUUACCUGUACCAAGGGCAUAGUGUUAGUUUACGGGGCAUGCUCUCUGCUCGGUUAACGGUGAGUUGUUGAGUGGGCUGCUUUAUGUUCAGCUACAUUUACCGCACUAUCAGUCACAUUUGGCAGCUCCUGUCGAGUAUAAAGAGGGUGGAUAAAAGUGCUUUUAAAGCUGUCACUCAUCCAUACAUUCAACCUGUAUACAUGUAUUCUACAUCACAUUGAAUUGAUCUGUGGAAGUCGCAUAGUAGACACUGCAGCUCACUUAUUAAGUAAGGUGAUGGUCUAUAUACUGCACUCUAAUACAGUAUCUUGGUGGUCCUAUUAUCUCAAGGGAGAACUGAUGUGUCCUCACGGCACAAUAUUUUUUAACACAUGCCACACACCUGAAAUGUGGAGCUUUGUUGUAACCCUACGACAACAUGCUUUUGUGUUUCGUCAGGGAGAUCAAGUGCACAGGCUUGCAGCUCUCUGACAGAACCUGCUUACACAGAGAUACCUCCAUGUUGAUAGGCACAAAUCACUAAGGAAGAGAAAGCAGACAAGUCUUUGGAGGCAGAAGCCAUGCUGUAAAUACCUCGAUACAUGCCUAACUGCAAUAUUUUUUUUUUGCAAUACUAUUUAUUUUCCUGUUGUAUACUGCUACUAUGUAUGGGCGGCACGUAGCCUAGCAGUUAAGAGCGUUGGGGCGGUAACCAAAAAGGUUGCUGGUUCGAAUCCCAGAGACGACUAGGUGGGAAAUCUGUCUAUGUGCCCUUGAGCAAGGCACUUCACCCUAAUUGCUCCAGAAUUGCCAUCAAUAAUGGCUGAUCUCUGGCUGUGACCCCACUUUCUGAGGGUGUCUCAGGGGGAGUGAGUUAUGCAAAAAACACAUUUCCAAUUCACACAUAUGUAUAAUACACACUUGUACAUGUGUGAAGUAGGACAAAUGUAAUUAUUAUUAUGUCAAAACUGUCGAUUUUGGGGGGAAACUCAUUGGACUCAGUGUUUGACAUAAAAGUGCUUGCAAAUUAAAUGUAUUUCCAUAAAAAAAAUGGCUGAUUUCACAGUCUGACUUGGGUUAGUUCAGCUGCUAAAAUUAUAGUUUUUUUCCUUCAUGCACACAGUAUUACCACAUUAAGUAAUAUGGUCUUGCAGGUUAGGCUAUUUUGUUGCAUAUACUGUACAGUAUAAAAUACUUUUAAAAAAAAUACUAUGUGCAAUGUAAAGGCUUCUAACAAACAAAAAUAUUACUUGAACACACCAAAAGAUUACUGAGUGUUUAUUGAGGUCAAUAUAGACAUACAUUAUGGACCCUGCUCAAGCAUCAGGUUUCUCCACUCACUCCCCUAACUCCCUAUCCUCUCCUCCACUGCACACACACUAUUGCAACUCUAUUACACCCAGCCUUGCACCCAAGAAUGACUAAUCACCUGCACGCACUGUGCAUAUUUCAUGGCAGCAGAAACAUCUCACUGCCUGUCAGAAAUAUUAGCUUGCCAGGCGCCCAGAUGAUUUAUACAUUUUACAUGACAUUGCGGGCACCUUAAUUGCUCCAACCCCUCUUCUUCUGUCCCUCCUAUAUGAUAUGAGAGUGUGGGAUUGGGUGAUUGGAGGUUUGGUGAGUGGGACCCUGUGGACACGAUCAGAGGGAGGCCGGGUUUCUCUCUAAUUAAUGAAAACGUAAUUCAGCUCAGAGCGGAUGUUCCGCUGGCUGUAAUUAACGCGUCUCUAUGUGCUUGCCAAGACUUCAAUG
Messenger RNA from Oncorhynchus mykiss (rainbow trout), 3559 nucleotides. RefSeq names its product synapse differentiation-inducing gene protein 1. Lineage: Eukaryota; Metazoa; Chordata; Actinopteri; Salmoniformes; Salmonidae. Gene Ontology annotation, cellular component: postsynaptic density membrane; intracellular membrane-bounded organelle; excitatory synapse. The record is from RefSeq and is a predicted model, not a curated record. Gene Ontology annotation, biological process: positive regulation of synapse assembly; synaptic vesicle clustering.